Molecule: messenger RNA, 1749 nt
Organism: Entrophospora sp. SA101
Lineage: Eukaryota; Fungi; Glomeromycota; Glomeromycetes; Entrophosporales; Entrophosporaceae
Source: the annotation of a GenBank genome assembly
AUGACUGAUCCAAAUAACAAGAUAUAUCAUCCUCAUGAUCCUCACCAUCCUCAACAACAACAUCCUCAACAACAACAACACUUACCUUCUAACGAUCCUCAACAACAUAAUCAAUAUCAGUAUCACCAACAACACGAAGAAGAAGCGGAGGAAGAAGGGCAACUACGUCAUCUUCAUCAUCAUCAACAGCAUCAACAUUUAUCUUUACAUCCUAGAGAAUUAAUACAGCAUAAGAUUGGAGGUGAAGAGGUAAAUGAGAUUAGAAACGGUGCUCAUGAUUUUAAAGUUCAUCAAUUGCCUCUUGCUAGAAUAAAGAAAGUAAUGAAAACUGACGAAGAUGUAAAGCUUGACACAAAACGUUUCUGGUCUAUUAUGGCGUCAACUCAUACAUCAAAACGUGAUUGCCUUAAAAAUAUUCAUGCUUCAAAGAUUGCAAAAAUCAAAUGGCACUUAAUUAAUACAAAAUCAUCAACAAAUUUAACUCGAACCCCAAUGCCAAUUGAUGCUAAUAUAAAUCCAGCCUUUGCAGUAAAUGAAGUUUCACAAGGUGCUGGUAUUGUUGGUUGUUCUGCUGCUGUAGCUUUUGAAAGAGAUAUGAAAGAGCCUGAUCGUAUUGUUGGUGAAUUACUUCAACCUGGUGGUGUUGCAGCUUUAGAAAAACUUGGGUUAAGAGAUUGCCUGGAGAAUAUUGAUGCAAUACCUUGUCAUGGAUAUGGAAUUUUUUAUCAAGAUGAUAAUGUUCAUGUUCCAUAUCCAAUUCUUGGUAAUGGAAAACAGGCUAGUGGCAAAUCAUUUCAUCAUGGUCGUUUCAUAAUGAAUCUUAGAAAAGCUGCUUCUGAGACAUCAAAUGUUACAAUUUUUGAGGGAACAGCAAAUGAAUUAAUUCAAUGUCCAAUUACUGAUCGUGUGUUAGGUGUUAUAUGCACUCAAAAAGUUCAAAAUGGUGAUAGUAAUAAUAUUAUUAAACAAUUUUUUGCACCACUUACAAUUGUUGCUGAUGGAUGUUUUUCUAAAUUUCGUAAAUAUUUUGUUCCAAGAGAACCCACAGUGAAAUCCAAUUUUGUUGGAUUCAUAAUGAAAGAUGCAGAACUUCCAUUUCCAAAUCAUGGAACAGUUUUAUUGGGAAAUAUAGCACCAAUUUUAAUGUACCAAAUUGGAACUCAUGAUACACGUGUUUUAAUUGAUAUUCCUGGAAAGUUACCAAGUAAUGGUUCAGCUCUUCAAAAAGAACGACUUCGUUCAAUGCCAAAUAGUUUUUUACCACCAUCUGCCAAUAUCAACAGUGGUUUAAUAAUGUUAGGUGAUGCAAUGAAUAUGAGACAUCCAUUAACAGGAGGUGGUAUGACUGUGGGUUUUAAUGAUGUUGUCUUAUUAUCAAAACUAUUAUCACCAACUAUUGUUCCUGACUUCAAUGAAAUUGGUCUAGUUUUGGCUCAAAUGCAAGCAUUUCAUUGGGAAAGAAAAUUUCAUUGUAAUGAAAAUCUUCGCAUAUUACGUGAAGCCUGUUUUAAUUAUUUUCACUUGGGUGGUAUUUGUGUUGAAGGACCUUGUAGUUUACUAUCUGGAUUAACACCAAAUCCUUUGGUUUUGAUUUUUCAUUUUUUUGCUGUUGCAGUAUUUGGAACUUGGAGAAUAAUUUCUAAUGGUCAUAUAACACAAUUUCCACAAAAUAUCAUUAAAAGUAUAAUGGUAAUAUAUACAGCUUGCAUAGUAAUUAUCCCUAUUUUAUAUACUGAAAUUAGAUUUUAA